AUGGAUGCCGAUGUCGAUGCGAUCGAUAUCGAUGAUGAUGAUGACGACGAUGCUGGUAUAGUCAGCAUCUCCAGUGACUGCCAAAGUGAGGACGAUGACACCCUCACUGGUGAAGACAACGUUCGGUCAGCAGUGCACACGAAGCGCACUGCUGUUGACAAGGAUGAAUCAGCAGAGGAAUUUCUGCUGACUCGCGAAGCGGUUGUCCGCUUCGUUUAA
Messenger RNA from Peronospora matthiolae, 219 nucleotides. The record is from the annotation of a GenBank genome assembly. Lineage: Eukaryota; Oomycota; Peronosporomycetes; Peronosporales; Peronosporaceae.